AUGAAGUGGGAAUCCGAUCAUGUUAACGACACUCAUACCGAUGGUGAUCUAGCUAGUGAAAAUGGCUCAGUCUGCAGCGCUACGGACGAGAAAGUGCUUGCUCACAAAGAAACGAAAGCAGUGAAUAUAUUACGCGCAGUCACAUUCUUUGUUCUUUUGUUGGCGACUGCGACUGUUUCGCUGUUGGUCUUUUUUUAUGGUCGCGACAAGGAAAAUGACGAAUUUUUGAAACAAUUCGGCUACAACGCGGGAAAAGUAGUCGAUUCCUUCCAGGUGAACGCAGAGAAGCGGUUGUCCGCGCUCGAAGGAUUCGCCACUAUGAUCACAUCUCACGCACUUUUCGCAAACGAAACGUUUCCGAUGGUGACGUUGCCAGACUUUGAGCGAAAAGCGUCCUACACUCUGCAGCUUGCACAAGUUAUUUCGAUUCUCAUUUUUCCAAUCGUCAGCCGAGAAAAUCGCGCCACUUGGGAAAGAUACUCAGUAGAAAAUCAACGCUGGCUUGAAGAAGGUCUUGCUCUGCAAAAAAUCGUUAAGGAUGGAGAUGAAGAAGAGGCAUUGAUGCAGUUGGAGGAGCAAGUGGUAGCCGGAAACUUGGAUGUCGACCCCUUCGCUCACUUGAAUAUCCCACCAUUCAUUUUCAAAGUCGAGGAAGGUGGCACAGCAGCUGCUUACGAGACGGGUCCAGGGCCUUAUGCACCAGUCUGGCAAUUGGCGCCGGCAAUUCCUGCAGCAUUUUUCGUAAAUUUUAACGGCCUUUCCCAUCCUAGCCGAAAAUUAGAGAUCAACACCGUUCUUCGAACCGAAAAGAGGCUGGUGAGCGCAGCAGCCGAUUUCUCCAAUGACAAUGAUCCAAAUUCAGCUGGUAGAAAGGCAGUGCUAAAUCUCUUUCUGAAUCGAUGGAAAAGUGGUGGCAAUGAUUACGAUGAAGGGCCCGUCAGCGACAUAAUCAUUCCAGUAUUUACUAGUUUUGGAGAGAACAAGACAGUUGGCGCUCUGCUGAAUUCUUAUAUCUAUUGGCAGGUUUACCUCACUGACAUUUUAACGGAUGAAGCUGAAGGUAUUGUCUGCGUACUGGAAAACAGUUGCUCACAGAGCUUCACUUAUCGCAUUGAUGGAAAAGAUGCAACAUACAUCGGACAAGGUGACUUGCAUGACCCCAGUUACAAUGGAAUGAUGGUUGAGACCGGAUUCGGUGCCGUGGUCGGAAACAACAACGUUGAUUUCAGUAUUCACGAACAUUGUUACUACAAUCUUCGAGUUUACCCAUCCAAGGAGACUGAAGACAAAUACAUCACGUUUCAGCCCAUCAUGUUCGCUUUGAUUUUGGUGGCAGUUUUUGUGUUCACAUCCUUUGUUUUCGUCACAUACGAUUGUCUUGUCCAGCACCGCAACAGCGUUGUUAACACAUCAGCAAUACAAUCCAGCUCUGUGGUUUCUUCUCUAUUUCCUGAACAAGUCCGCAACAGGUUGCACAAAGUAUACAAAAGCGAAAAGUCCAAACAGCACAACCAUACUGACAUCUUUAAAAGCAUUACCAGCGACGGAAAGUCGAGAGACGAUUUCGAGGCAGCUGACUUAAAUGAGUUCGACGAUUCGACUCCUAUUGCCGAUUUGUACCCAAAUUGCACCGUUCUGUUUGCUGACAUUGCAGGCUUUACUGCGUGGAGCUCCGAACGAGCGCCUACCGAGGUCUUUAAGCUCCUCGAGACACUGUAUGGAGCCUUUGAUAAAAUUGCGAAGAAAUACAAGGAUGCCCACGCCGUUGCAAUGUGCCGAUUUUCCAGUUCGUGCAAUACUAAGAUGAACCAAAUGAUGCAUAUCCUCGUUGAGAAGCUGGGUCCGGAUACAGCAAAUCUGUCCAUGAGAUUUGGACUGCAUAGUGGCCCGGUCACGGCUGGGGUACUUCGAGGUGAAAAGGCACGAUUCCAGCUUUUUGGAGACACGGUAAACACGGCUGCCCGAAUGGAAAGCACUGGGCAAAAGGGGCGGAUCCACAUAUCGAAAGCUACCGCUGCGCUCAUUCAGAAGGCUGGUAAGGGUAGCUGGAUGAAGAUUCGCGAGGAACUUGUAGAGGCCAAGGGCAAGGGAAUGAUGCAAACGUACUGGGUCGAGCCGCCGGACUUUGGUACGACGUCUACAGGAAUUUCUAGUAAUCAUGAUGUCGAGGACGCCUCAGAGAGCCAGCAUCUACGUUUUACUGCAAAUGAGUUCAAAAACAGCAAAAUCGAUGCAAUGAGAUUCAAAGAGCUUAUGGAUAGCUUGAGGUACGCGGAAUCAGCAACUACCGGCGAUUUGAAUGCAGCUCUUCCACAAGCAAAUACUUCGUCGGAGAAAGAUUGA
This is a messenger RNA of Phaeodactylum tricornutum CCAP 1055/1, 2343 nucleotides long. RefSeq lists its product with no specific name. Bases 1 to 2343 code for a protein of 780 amino acids. Gene Ontology annotation, molecular function: guanylate cyclase activity; peptide receptor activity. The transcript has 2 exons. The record is from RefSeq and is a predicted model, not a curated record. NCBI's taxonomy places the organism in Eukaryota, Bacillariophyta, Bacillariophyceae, Surirellales, Neidiaceae. Gene Ontology annotation, biological process: cGMP biosynthetic process; receptor guanylyl cyclase signaling pathway; intracellular signal transduction.